Molecule: messenger RNA, 936 nt
Organism: Guillardia theta CCMP2712
Lineage: Eukaryota; Cryptophyceae; Pyrenomonadales; Geminigeraceae
Exons: 2
Coding region: 1-936 (311 amino acids)
Source: RefSeq, a predicted model, not a curated record
AUGGCAGCCAACGAAUCGGCUCCCCUCCUCAGCAGGAGGCUGAGGGGAAACAAUCUUACCAUGUACCUGCUCGCUGGGAUCGGACUGAUCGCUGUAUCCUCCCUCCUCCUCGUCUCCGAUCACCGCCCGAGGGCUAACGUGCUCUUGCAGACUCGCCCGAGUCGCAGGGCUCAGCUCGCGCAGGCUCUGAUCAUGAAGGGAAAGGACCUCAUGGACGCGGGCAAGGCGGAUCUCCGCAUGGCGCAGCUGAUCGAAGGGAACGUGUUCCAGGGUUCGAUGCUCGAGGGCAACGCAACUGACUCGUCCAAGAAGAAGUGCACAGGCGACGUGCUGGAGUGCCAUGGUGUAAACCUGGACAACUGGCCCCACUACCAUGAGAUCCCGACCCUCCCCGGAUACGUCAGCCCUCCGGAAGGAGGACGAGGAGGCGCGGAGGCAGACGAAAACAGCAGCGCUACUGAGAUACCCGACGAUGUGGCUGACUACGACCUGUACAACCGCAGGCCUCUCCAGCGUGCCGGGGUCCAUGUCGGAAGGUGGUUCUGGGAGGACGAGGACGAUGGUAUCGACGAUGAAUCCUCCAACAGCAAUGAGACUUCGGCCGCGGAAGAGGCAGCGGACGAGGAGGUAGAGAGGAUCAUGCAGAAGCUGGAGAACCGAACUACUCCCGAGGAACGACUGAGCAGGCUCGGGGUGAAGCUCGAUGGAAUGCCGUGGGACAACGAAGAUGACUAUCGCUAUCAUGAGAGCAGGAUCCCCGACGACAUGGGCGACCCCAUGGACUACAAGUCCCAGCGCGUGUCUCUCCAUCAGGUUCCCUCCCGUGCGGCUCGGACACCUAAGUCGAGGAUGAGCUCGUACAAGAGAGGACUCGAUGCCUACAGGGAGUACCAGGCUGAUCUCGCCCGAAUGCGAAGCUUGAGCCGCAGGAAGUGA